CAGACAGUUGCAGUGCAGGGAGGAGUGUGACAGACAGUUGCAGUGCAGGGAGGAGAGUGACAGACAGGGGCAGUGUUGAGAGCAGAGAGGCCGGUGUUGGUGUCGCUGGGGCGGGAGGGAUGAGGAGGCAACACUCCCAGAUCUGAUUAAAGAGCUUCAGUUCCCUCCCGCCGGGGGACAGGCGCACUCGCACAGCAGCUCCUCAUUGUGGAAGACUCAGCCCCAGAGACGCGCGUUAUACCCGGGCCUUUGCCCUUUUGUUUGAGUCGCAGCGCGGGGAGCGGGUCCGUUUGGAUCGGGGGACACGGAGCGACUUUGUUUCUAUUGGAUCGAGUGAGGCGGAGCUUUGUUAUAUCCCGGGAGCGGAGAGAGGGGGGAAUCCCGGGCUGACUGACGGCUCCGCUGCCCCAGUCUCUCUCUCUCUCUCUGGAACCGACUGUGGAGCCGCCGCUGGGAACAAGUCGGUGCGGCCGAGCCUUUCUCCUGCUGCUGCCGCCAUUUUCCCCUCAGUUUAGCGGUGGAACAGACAUGGCACUGCCGCAGCCUCGCCGCUGGGAGCCUCUGACAACAACAGCCGCCGCCGAUCGCGCCUGGAUCUGAAGCAGCGGGAGCUCCGCCCGGGAAUAUGGGUACGUGUAACCUUCCGCCCGGGAAAAUGGUUUCAGAUACUUAACUCUCUCCCCAACUGGAGUCUGGAAUAGUAAAAGGUCAGAUUAUUUAUAUACGGUUACACUUGGAGACCGGUCUUGCAGUCCACAACAUACACACACUGUAGAGAAGUUUGUAAAUCUGUCAUGGAGCAAAGAGAAAACUUGAGCACCAACCGGACAAGGGGUUGUGAUGCCGAUUCUAAUCCGUCUGCUCCGGCAGGGAAAGCCCCACCAUCGGCUAGUUGUUCUGGAGAUACAAUGAUACCUACUUCUGGGACGGCCAAGGCUGGGCUUGGGAAUGGAGAAUCUAUGGAGCAGGAGGAAGAAGACGAAUUGGGUUCUGGAAGGGAUGUGGAUUCCAACUCAAACGCCGACAGCGAGAAGUGGGUGACGGGAGAUGGUUUGGAAGAGCAGGAGUUUUCAAUCAAAGAGGCAAAUUUUACCGAAGGGAGUCUGAAAAUGAAGAUACAGACCACCAAGAGGGCUAAGAAACCCCCAAAGAACCUGGAGAACUAUAUCUGUCCUCCCGAGAUUAAAAUUACUAUAAAGCAAUCGGGAGACCAGAAAGUCUCCAAGGCCGGGAGGAACAGCAAAGCCACCAAGGAGGACGACCGAGCUCACGCCAGAAAAAAGGCCAAUGUUGUAUGGGAAAAAUUCCCUCUGCAAUCAAAUCACCAGAGAAAAUUGCCUGGGAACACAACAGUGGGACAAGCCUCACAAGUGCAUGAGAAAUCACAGAAGCAUUCUACCGUGCAUUUCGACUCCAGCACCCCUUCAGAUAUCACCAACGACUCCUUAAAACCAAAGCACCAGCAGAAAAGUAACCAGCACCAUCUCGACUGGCUGGCAAAAUCAGACUCUGGGCCAACGACGCAGAGUAGUGUUACUGAUGUUGAGUCUUGCAAAGAAGCAUCUAGUGUCACCAAGACCCAAAGUGCAGAAGCCGUCACUCCAUUUAAAACUCAGUCAAAGAAAUCGAAUGUGGGUAGCAUUUGGAAUCAUUUAUCAAAUGCAAAGGAAAUUGCCAAUGUUAGUACAAUGCCAUCAGCUGCUAACAUCAGCACUGGGUCUUCAACUAGCAAUGUUCUUGAUUGUAAUGGGCUCUCGCCCUCAGGGGACAAGAAAAACAGCCUUGGGGAGGCUCCUGAGCAAUCUGGAAAUGCAAAGAAAAAAGUUGGAAAGAAAGAUUUAAAUCAAACCGUGCAGGUUAAGGAGAGUGAGUGGGGCAAAAAUAACUCAAAAGCAGUCGAACCCAAAAGUCAUGAUAUGGCGGAAAGCAAAAAAGAUCCAAACCCUACAGAUAAUAAAUUACCAGCACCACCACAGCGACAGGAUGUAUCUUCUGGAAACAGUUGUGAAAGUGACUCAAGCCAUGUCAGAUUAACUAUGCCAAUGAAAACUACCACCGCUGAUGCAUCUGCCAACAAAAGGAAGAAGAAACCCCAUGUUAAACCUCCUGGGGAUAAAAAGGUACAGGAAGAUCAGUCUUUAGGACGAAUGAUCAUCAACGAAGCAAGCCACCAAAUGAUUGGUCAGAUGCUGGCAAGCAAGAAAGACAGCAGAGUUCUGAAACAGGGUAAAGUUUUUGGUAGUGAUCUUCCAUCAAAGUUACUUGAGAGUAAUGGUGGAAAAGCUUUAAUGAGUGGCUUGUCUUGUCUCCAGAAGGUAGCCACUUCAUUACCACCUUCCAAAGCCAUUUCAGGAAUGGCAAAAUCAAAAACACCAGAAUUACCGCAUCCAAAACUGGCAUCAAAGAAACGAUGGGCAAACCUCAAGCCAAAAGCCAGUAACAGCAAUGACAACUCUGCCUCGGAAAAAAUUGUGGUUGAACCUCCCUCUGCCUACCCAAUAACACCAUCCAGCCCACUUUAUACCAACACAGAUAGCCUUACAGUAAUUACUCCAACCAAGAAAAAGAGGGGUCGACCAAAGAAACAACCCUUGCUCACUGUAGAAACUAUCCACGAGGGCACAUCAACUAGCCCCGUAAGCCCACUUAACAGAGAGUUUCCUGGUAUCAAGAAGAGAAAAGGGAGGCACAACCUCUCUGAACUGGUUCAGAUAAAUCCAUCCAUGGAAAGAUCAAUCAGCGAAUUAGAAUUUAACAAAAAAGUGAGUAAGCUGGGAAUGCUAGAUAAGAAAACAAUAAAAACCAUUAAUAAGAUGAAAACGCUCAAAAGGAAGAAUAUUUUAAACCAAAUUUUGUCGUGCUCAAACAGCAUUGCAUUGAAAUCAAAAGCCCAGCCCCAAGCAAAUGCAAUAGCAACUGUAGCCACAACUUUAGAUGCUAGAUUAGGCAAGCAGAUCAAUGUUAGCAAGAGGGGAACAAUCUACAUUGGCAAGAAAAGGGGAAGAAAACCCAGAGCAGAGCAGAUACCUCUACAAAAUGAUCACAGAACAGCCAUUAAACAUUCAAGGCCUGUUUCCAGCCAGCCUGAAAACCCAGCAGUGCCUUCAAACUUGCAGUCACUUGUGGCGUCUUCACCAGCAGCUCUUCACUCAAUUACGACACAGCUAAUAGGUUCAAACUGUAAUCUCAGUCCUGCCAACACAGAUACAAUAUUUUCCGAUUUAAAAACUAUGCCAAAUCUUCAGCCAAUCAGUGCUCUUCCAACAAAAACCCAGAAAGGACUACUACAUGGCAGUUCGUGGAAGUUGUCUCCACCAAGAUUAAUGGCUCUGUCUCCUUCUCAUUUAUGUGAGAUAAGCUCCCUCAAAGAGGUCACGCUGUCACCAAUAAGCGAGUCACACAGUGAAGAAACCAUACCGAGUGACAGUGGAAUCGGUACAGAUAAUAAUAGCACUUCAGAUCAAGCCGAGAAAAGCUCUGAAUCCCGCAGAAGGUACUCUUUUGACUUCUGUUCUCUGGACAAUCCAGAGGUUACGCCAUCAGACACCAGCACAAAGAGCAAGCAUGGCCACCGACCGAAACAUCUCAUCGUUGACAACUUUCUCGUCCAUGAAAGUAGUAAAAAACCAAAGCACAAGAGAAAGAGGAAAAGUCUGCAGAACAGGGACAACCUGCAAUUUCUGGCGGACCUUGAGGACCUCAUCAAUAAAUUUCAAGUCUUCAGAAUCUCCCACCGAAGCUAUACGUUCUACCAUGAAAAUCCUUAUCCAAGCAUAUUCAGGAUUAAUUUUGACCAUUAUUACCCUGUGCCAUAUAUACAGUAUGACCCAUUACUUUACCUUCGCAGGACCUCUGACAUGAAAUCGAAGAAAAAGCGUGGUAGACCUGCCAAAACCAAUGACACCAUGACAAAGGUGCCUUUUUUACAAGGGUUCGGAUACCCUAUUCCCAGCGGAAGUUACUAUGCACCAUAUGGAAUGCCUUACACAUCAAUGCCUAUGAUGAACCUUGGUUAUUAUGGUCAGUAUCCAGCUCCGUUGUAUCUGUCCCACACUCUAGGGGCAACUUCUCCAUUUAUGAGGCCCUCUGUACCACCACCUCAAUUUCACACAAGCUCUCAUAUGAAGAUGCCUACUGCUGCCAAGCAUAAAACAAAACAUGGAAUACAUCUUCAACCCUCUGUAGGAAUGGGGCUAGGUGAUAUGCAGUCGUCUUUGGCUACUUCCAAAACAUCUGGAGUUGGUCUUUCAAGUAGCCGACUUCACAAAAGGAAGCACAAGCAUAAGCACAAACAUAAGGAUGAUCGUAUCCUAGGGGGACACAGUGAAUUCGGCAGCCUUUUUUCAGGCAAGGCUGCCAGCUUUUCAAGUCAUAUAGCAAGUGAAAAGCUUAACCCGUCUGGCAAAGACCAUUCCUCCAUAAGUGAGAAAAGCAAGCAUAAAGACAAGCAGAAGCAUCAACAUUUAGAAACUGGACAAAGGGGGUCAAAGAGUAGUUUUGAGGUUGAUACCCUUUCAUCGUUGUCGCUUUCUGAUGCUCAGCAUUGGCCAUCGUCGAAAGAGAAAGCGGACCUAAACGGUGAAUCUGUUGAUAGCUGUCUGAAAAAAUAUGCUGGAAAUAAUGACUUCUGUGCCAGGGGAGACUCUUCCGACCUGUUUCUUGAAAUGAGUUCGGCAAAUGAAAAAAGGGACUGUGAUCUAAGCGGUAAAAGGAGGAGCUUUGAAGGUUUUGGAUCUUAUAGAGAGAGAGACAUUCAGUCAUUUAGGAUCAACAGGAAGGACCGAAAUGCCUUCAAUUCUGCAGCACCAGGUAUAACAAAUGCUCAUCUUAAAGCAGAUCAGAUGUCUCAGCAUAGUAAAAAUGACCUCAAUUCUUCCAACAAUAUGACCAAAAGGAAACCAGCCGCUGAAUCUGUGGCCAUGUUGCCGAGUCCAGUGUUGUCCUUUUUUGCGUCGUCCUCAGAAUCAGCCAGUGCUUCACUUCAAAAAAGGUUCAAGCGUUGCGAGAUCGAGGCGAUCCAGAGCGAGGUGCGGAAGAUGUGCAACUACAAUAAAAUUCUGUCCACCAAAAAAAACAUGGAUCAUGUCAACAAAAUUCUCAAGGCCAAGAGAUUACAAAGACAAUCAAAGACUGGCAAUAACUUUGUAAAGAAGAAGAGGGGGCGUCCUAGGAAGCAGCCCCUCUUGUUCGAUGAAGACUCUCGAGACCAAAUGCCAGUUCUGGAAAAAUGUGUUGACCUUCCCAACAAACGAGGUCAAAAGCCUUCGUUGCACCCUCUGGACUUAGAAGCCGGUCGCCAAGACUUGGUCAUGGAUACUAUUGAAGCGGUGAUACAUAUGGCGAGGGAAGGCCACUCUUCUCGCAUACCGAGAAACGGAAAGAGGAAAAUCAUUGAGGAGGAAGAAAUCAAAGCAAAGAGACACAGAAAGGGCAGAAGAGGGGAGUCAGACUCCACCUGUUAGGAUCACUAUAAACUGAGAUUUAGUAGGUCGGAAUAAGUGAUGCUAAGAGGUACCGAUAAUCAUACUGGUGGGAUUGACUUGGCUCGACCGUCAACUUUGUAAACAGUUGAUAAAUAAAUCUUUUGGCACUAGGCUUUCAGAUUAGUAUGCCACCGUAUAUCACAUGUAACUGCAGUUUUAUCAAUAGUCACAAUGGAUAUUCAGCAAUGUAUUUUCUUGCUUAAAGCUAGGAUGUACCAUGUUAUUUUGCAUUGGAAGACCACCCAGCAUAGGCUAGAUCCAUACUCCUGGGGGAAGGGAGGCGCAAGCAGGGGAGGCCACUCUUAACCAUACACAUUGCGUGGCCCCAGAAGAAGUAGAGGUGUACAAGUGGAUAUCAGGAUUUUCUUUUACUGUACCCCACCGAUUCAUAUCUUAAAGGGAUCCUGUCA
Xenopus laevis (African clawed frog) is the source of this 5893-nucleotide messenger RNA. RefSeq names its product SET binding protein 1 L homeolog (gene setbp1.L). Lineage: Eukaryota; Metazoa; Chordata; Amphibia; Anura; Pipidae. Gene Ontology annotation, cellular component: nucleus; nucleoplasm. Gene Ontology annotation, molecular function: DNA binding; histone H3K4 methyltransferase activity. The transcript is spliced from 6 exons. Bases 795 to 5462 code for a protein of 1555 amino acids. Gene Ontology annotation, biological process: chromatin remodeling; regulation of DNA-templated transcription. The record is from RefSeq and is a predicted model, not a curated record.